AUGGGUGGUUCAGACAAAAGAAAAAAGAAGUUUACGGUGCAGGGGAGGGACACCCCAGUACCCGUCGGUGUGGUUGGUGAGCGAGCAGGUCACCCCCGACGGUUAUCUGUCGACUGCAAGGCAUCCGCAGGGGAGGUGGACCCCAGGCCUCCCUUGUCGGAACCUACGUCUGGGAAGAAAGACGAAUGUUUAGGGGAGAAUCGUGAUACUCUCCAUAAAGCGGGUCCCAGCUCUUGCACGAGCUUAGCGAACAGGCGGUCUCAACACGGGUCCAUAAGGAGGAAGAACGCCUUGGACCUAAAACUGGACAGAGACUUUCCACCUUUGACCCCUGUUGAAAGGGACAUCGAGAUAGGGUCUGAAGAUCCUGGAAGUGGGACGAAUCUUGACGGUGAGCUUGUCUCACCUUCGGUGAGCUAUAUAAAAGCUUCAGGAGAGAACUUUAUAGUAAGGGAGGAUGUCUUGAAAGGUUCUGGCGAGGAACAGUCUGUGUUUGAGGGGAAAGAGAAAGAUACAAAAUCGGUUGGCCAUCAGAAAACCAUACAGUUGGACCUGAUAAUGAUCUACGAUUUCAUCAUAGAAAAGCUGGCGAUCUUCCGACAUAUACUGGAGAAAAUUUGUGACGCAAAUAAACAAAUUUAUGAUUAUACCCGGAAUGACAAUACUCGGAAUAUUGCGAGUCUCAAGAAAAGUAGCGAGACCAUUCGAAAUCAAAUGAAAGUAAUGGAUGUCGCCGUGCAGGAGAUCAUGAACCUGAGUACCGAGAUUUGGAAGAUUUAUUCUACCGGCAACUUGGUGAAAUUUGUACUGCAUAAUAGCGACGCUGACGCGUAUUUUCUUGCCCAAGUUAAGAAAGCUAUGGUUAGAAAUGCGGCAGUCCAGACUAUGGCAAAGAGGUUAGAGAGAACCGACAUGUGUAUACAAACUGAUGAAGCGUUUUGUGUACACAUGGUGGACAAGACCGAUGGAGAACCGAGGGAGGAAUCUAAACCCCAAAAGGAGAAGGAGAGUCUUUUUCUCACGGAAACCGUCUUCAAAAAGAAGAAAGAUCCUGUGAAAAAACCUCAAAAAGAUGAGAACCCUGUGCAGGGGAAAGGUGCUCAGGGGAAAUAUAUGCCUCUAAGGACCGAGAACGCGGAGACUCAAAGUCCGCUAAAUCUGCGGAAUGAGAAGUCGGAGCUUGGCAAACGCAGCGAUACUUUGCUGCCUCAGUUGGACACGGUAUACAUCGAAGUUUCGAAGUCGCGGAAAAAGAUGAAAACGGCGCAAGCUUCGAUUGCAGCUUUUCCCCUGCGUAGAGCGCAGGAAACGAAUGAGAAGCCUCUCUUGAAGAGAAAAAACGAGGCGAUUAUGGUUAAGGUCCAGAAGGAAGCGGACUUUAAAAAUAUCUAUAGGCAGGUGCUUGAUAAAGCCAAGGAUAUUCUACGUGGCACACUCAGAGUACGGAAAACUCGGGAGGGCCACGUUCUCUUUGAGUUGAACAAGGAGAGCCAAUCUCAGAAGAUAGCGGAAGAAGUUAAAACGGCUAUAGGCGAUACGUUUCAGGUGAACGCUUUGCGUUCCAUCACUACCUUAGAAGUGAGAAAUUUAGAUCCAUUCGUGGAGAAGGAAGAUGUUCAGAGAAGCUUCUCCGAGGCCUUUGGCAUUACCUCUGUGCAGGAGGUGAAGGUCAAGAGCUUGUACUCGACGUACACAGGGACCUUGCGGGGAAUUAUUGAAGUUCCAAAUGCGCUUUUACCGCGCAACAUAGACGGUUGCCGAUUCAGGACCGGUUUUAAUUCCGCUGUAGUAAAGGUGCUGCCCAAUGUGGUGAGGUGUUUCAGAUGCCACAAUUUCGGGCACAUUAGCUAUGUUUGUAAAGAGCUAAGUAGCGGCCAGGAGAGAUGUAGAAGAUGCGGCAGUUUUGAGCACCGCAUCGUGCAAUGCAAGCAGGAAACUAGAUGUUUCCUAUGUACAGAAAAAGGCAUGAAAGGCCACAAGGUGAAGCAUGUAGCAGGAUCUCAGAUUUGUCCUUGCUACAAAAGUGUGCUACAAGAAGCAAGAGCUGGGAGCCAGAGAUAA
Heterotrigona itama is the source of this 2061-nucleotide messenger RNA. NCBI's taxonomy places the organism in Eukaryota, Metazoa, Arthropoda, Insecta, Hymenoptera, Apidae. The record is from the annotation of a GenBank genome assembly.